CUUAUUCCCACUGGGGCACUGCUACGUCACACUAUCCCACUAAACGCGUCAAACCGACAGCACCUCUGUAUUAUCCCAGAUCCCCCAUUCUCGACCAUGGCGAUCACUGAGACUGACGUCUUGACCAACUACCUCCUCAACCCCGCGCCCCUGCCUUUGGUCAUCAAAUUCGAGCGCUUCGCUGAGCAAUUCCCCCCAGCGCAACGCGACGCACCCGCCGUGCGAGCGCUAUGGCAGGAUCUUGUCGCGCAGCGGGAACGCGUUUUGGCGUCGGUGCGAGAAAACAUUGAAGAGGAAGUGGCGCGGGGAAAGGCGAUGCGGCGCGAGGUGCUGCGGAAGAGGAGAGAAGAGGGCACCGACGAGGUUGAUGCCGAGAUUGAGAUGGAGCGAGCGCUAUUCGGAGAUCUGUCCGGCGCAAAGCGCGCAAAGCAUACUCUCGACUCGGUCGUUCCCGAACUGGAGGGCGCAACUCUUGCCUUGGAAGCUGAUAUUGCAAAGCUACAGGAUGAAGAGGUACAGCUCCUCGAACUGGUCAAGUCCAACGUCGACAGUCUGAGCGACCUCCGCUAUGGCAAGUUUGGCAACGCAAAGCUUCGAGACGAGGUGCUUGAUGGAUUACGCACGCUGCAGGAGACAUGCAGUAGCAAAUGAUGAUACCGAAAUGGCGAAAGAAUGAUUACAAUUUCAUUAUACGAGGGCACGGAUCACCCUCCAGCGCAAUCAUAGACGACUACCAAGGUCAGAUCGCACGCUUCCCGUACGUGAAACACCGGCACCGAAAUUUUCCGCCAUUACAACGACCCUCAGCGCUCCCACUAUGAAAUGAUAACAAGGCCCCAACAUCUGCCACG
This is a messenger RNA of Emericellopsis atlantica, 851 nucleotides long. Its product is annotated as Cnl2/NKP2 family protein-domain-containing protein. The coding region runs from base 97 to 651 and encodes 184 amino acids. The transcript is spliced from 2 exons. NCBI's taxonomy places the organism in Eukaryota, Fungi, Ascomycota, Sordariomycetes, Hypocreales, Bionectriaceae. Gene Ontology annotation, biological process: chromosome segregation. The record is from RefSeq and is a predicted model, not a curated record. Gene Ontology annotation, cellular component: kinetochore; Mis6-Sim4 complex.